Messenger RNA from Oncorhynchus mykiss (rainbow trout), 2753 nucleotides. NCBI's taxonomy places the organism in Eukaryota, Metazoa, Chordata, Actinopteri, Salmoniformes, Salmonidae. The record is from RefSeq and is a predicted model, not a curated record.
AAAAUCCGGACCGUAGAUGUGUUAACCAAUCAAAAUAGAUCUAACUGCAUCCCCGCUGAACGCUCGACUUCACUGGGUGGACUGCACAUUUCUGUUGGAUAGAUUUGAAUCUGCAAUUCAUAGUGUUUUUGAGUCAACAAUCAAGAUAAAGAUGCAGUUCAUGCUGCUGUUCAGUCGGCAGGGUAAGCUGCGGCUGCAGAAGUGGUAUGUUCCCCUGUCGGACAAAGAGAGGAAGAAGAUCUCCAGGGACCUGGUCCAGACCAUUCUAGCCCGUAAGCCCAAGAUGUGUUCCUUCCUGGAGUGGAGGGACCUCAAGAUCGUCUACAAGAGAUACGCCAGCCUGUAUUUCUGCUGUGCGGUGGAAGAUCAAGACAAUGAGCUCAUCACUCUGGAGAUCAUCCACAGAUACGUAGAGCUGCUGGAUAAGUACUUUGGCAGUGUGUGUGAGCUGGACAUCAUCUUUAACUUUGAGAAGGCCUACUUCAUCCUGGAUGAGUUCCUGCUAGGAGGAGAGGCUCAGGAGACCUCCAAGAAGAACGUACUGAAGGCUAUAGAGCAGGCAGACCUGCUGCAGGAGGAUGCCAAAGAAGCUGAAGCCCCGCGGAGUGUCCUGGAGGAGAUUGGCCUGACAUAAACUCCCUCCAUCACUGCCCCAACUAUCUCCCUCUCUUUACUCUCUCUCUCUCUUCACGGGGGGGCCCAAACAUCUUGUUCUCGCACCUUUUAAUGUGCUGUAGUGUUGUCUUGUACUAAAACUCUUAUCAUGUUGUUAAUGAUACUUGUGCCAACUGUCUGUUCCUUUUUUUGUUGUUGUGCCUCGUCAAACACUCACCUUUUGAAACCCCUGGGGUAUAUGCAGCCAGUGGCCACAAACUACACCAGUAAUAACUGAAAUCUCACCCACCUUCCUUAAGUCCGUGUUUCUGUUGUACAUGACAUGUCCGUGACGGCCACUUUAACUCCAGUCUCGUCUAGAGAAUUUAAAACAAUUCAAAGUAUAUCAUAAAGAGUUAAGAAACCCCAUUUUUACUUAAAUGGGAUGUUCACAAGUGAAAAGAAAGCAAAACGACGUCAGUAUUUUUAAAGAAGUGUUACAGUUUAAAAGUAUUCAUGUUCAUUCUUUCAUUGUUUUGACCAAAGAACACUGUGUUAUAAUCAGAUCGUUUUGAAGAUAAGUGGUGUUUAGGGGGAAAAUAUGUGCUCUCUCAGGGUUGGGGUCAAUUCUAUUUAAAUUCCUAUCAAUUCAGAAAGUAAACCAAUUUACACUUUUUACUCAUUGAAAAUCAUUGAAGGAAAUGUGCAUUGGAAUAUCAGUGUAUUCCUGAAUUUAAAUGGAAUUGACCCAAGCCUUGCUCUGUAUAGACUGAGUCCCGGAUCUUUGUGCUGUCUUGCUACCUCCUGUGUCGUUCAAUAUGUUCAGUCGGGAAGACAGCACAAACACACCUGGGACUUCUCCCAUUCUGCAUGCUUUAAAAGGCAAGGGAAGAGUAACACUGGGGACUCCGCCCACUCUGCAUGCUUUAAAAGGCAAGGGAAGAGUAACACCGCCCACUCUGCAUGCUUUAAAAGGCAAGGGAAGAGUAACUCCGCCCACUCUGCAUGCUUUAAAAGGCAAGGGAAGAGUAACUCCGCCCACUCUGCAUGCUUUAAAAGGCAAGGGAAGAGUAACACCGGGGACUCCGCCACUCUGCAUGCUUUAAAAGGCAAGGGAAGAGUAACACCGGGGACUCCGCCACUCUGCAUGCUUUAAAAGGCAAGGGAAGAGUAACACUGGGGACUCCUCCCACUCUGCAUGCUUUAAAAGGCAAGGGAAGAGUAACACUGGGGGCUCCGCCCACUCUGCAUGCUUUAAAAGGCAAGGGAAGAGUAACACCGGGGACUCCGCCCACUCUGCAUGCUUUAAAAGGCAAGGGAAGAGUAACUCCGCCCACUCUGCAUGCUUUAAAAGGCAAGGGAAGAGUAACACCGCCCACUCUGCAUGCUUUAAAAGGCAAGGGAAGAGUAACUCCGCCCACUCUGCAUGCUUUAAAAGGCAAGGGAAGAGUAACUCCGCCCACUCUGCAUGCUUUAUAAGGCAAGGGAAGAGUAACACUAGUGAAAAUGAACAAAAAGGGAUUCUGUUACUAAUCGAACUUCUCUUCGUCACACAAUGUUUUAACUGUCAAUGAAAAUGCAUUUAGGGCACUUGAUUCGUAGCCUGGUUCUGACCUGAAUUCUGUUCAUGAAGUGAUCGUGAAACUGGAACAUUCUAGUUGAAUCAUAACAGGCUACUUGUUAUUGAGGAAGGUUGUGACAAUUGAAGCACAAAUCAUGAGGUACUCCCACUAUAUCACUGCCUGUGCUUAAUGCACACGGACAUGACCAGUUACUGAAUCGUUUACAAAAACCAUUGGUUAAAGAAACCUAAAACCUGUUGUUAUUCCCUGUCUACCGUACAGACUGCUCCUUUACCAAUGACCAGAAUGGUGUCCUGUUAAGACAUUUUAAUGUUCUCUUUCAGCUUGUACUGUAUUUGCUCUUUAACUGUGGUGAACAUCCCAAAUGGCACCCUAUUCCCUACAUAGUGCACUACUUUUGGCCAGAGCCUAUGAAGAAGUGCACUAUAUAGGGAAUAGGGCACCAUGUCUUGCUCCUGUGUACAUUAUGAAUCAUUUCAAAGUAUUGCCUUUAUUUUACACAGACAACUGUCACUACUUCAGUUCUCUCAAAUACUGUAAAUCAUUAAAACAAUAAAUGUCUAUGGAUUAGCAGAA